Molecule: messenger RNA, 2901 nt
Organism: Fusarium coffeatum
Lineage: Eukaryota; Fungi; Ascomycota; Sordariomycetes; Hypocreales; Nectriaceae
Exons: 2
Coding region: 1-2901 (966 amino acids)
Biological process (GO): protein folding in endoplasmic reticulum
Cellular component (GO): EMC complex
Molecular function (GO): protein binding
Source: RefSeq, a predicted model, not a curated record
AUGCGGCUCUCACUACAACCAUUGCUCCUUCUGGCGCUAUCGUCCCUCGGCGCUGCCGUCUUCCAGGAUGAAGUCGGCCAAAUCGAUUUCCACCACGCGCUCGUAGGCGUCCCCCAGGUCGAAACCACCUUCUUCCAUCGACCCCGAAAGCAAGAUAAGGCGAGCCUCCUUUACACACUCAGCGACGUCGGCAUUGUCGGUGCUGUCAACCCCAGCAAUGGCGCUGUUGUUUGGCGUCAGCAGAUUGCGGAUGAUAUUACCAAUGGCGGCGGUUUCUUGCGCGCUGCUGAGGGCGAACACUGGGUUGCUGCGGCGUAUGGAUCUCGAGUGCAGGCUUGGGAUGCGCUGACUGGUCGUAACGUCUGGCACAAUGAGUUUAAGGGCGAGGUUAAGGAUCUGGAGAUUCUGGAGAUUACUGAGAGCUCUCGAAAGGAUGUUUUGGUCCUGUACGAUGAGGACGGCACUACGGUUCUACGACGUAUACAUGGUACUUUGGGACAGGUUGUUUGGGAGUUCCGUGAGGUCGCUCACAACAUUCCUCUCCAGGUCUCGACCGAUAUCUCCAAGAUUUACGUUGUCAGCCUUCAUGGAUCACCUGCUUCUUACAGCCUCAAGGUUACUGCGCUCGAUACUCUUACUGGAGGACGAUUGGACGACUUUGCCAUUGGCACCAAGGGCGAUGUCCACGGACCCAAGGAUGUUAUGUUUGUUGGCGGCAACUCAGCUGCUCCUAUUCUUGCUUGGGCUGAUAGCAGCCUUUCCAAGCUCAAGGUCAACGUUCUCGGCAGCAAGACUACUCAGGAUCUUAAGUUGCCCAGCGACGCUGUCUCCGUUGUCAUCCACGCCCCCCAUCUCACUCAAUCGCAGCCCCAUUUUCUUGUCCACACUCGAACCAAGACUGGAAACAAGGCUGAGGUUUACCACACCGAUCUGAAGACUAGCCAGGUCUCCAAGGCCUACGAGCUUCCCCACCUCUCCGGCCCAGGUGCCUUCUCCACCAGCUCCGAUGGAGCUAACGUUUACUUUGCUCGCGUUACUGACGACGAGACUCUGGUUGUCUCUUCCGAGUCUCAUGCUGUCCUUGCUCGCUGGGCUUUCAAGCCUGCUGGUGAUAUCGAGGCUGUCCAUGCUGUUGCUGAGGUUAUCAAGAAGCCUGGUACCGAGGGCUUCGCUAUCCGAGCUGCUGCUGUUACCAAGUCUGACGACUGGGUUCUUGUCCGCAACGGCGAGGUUGACUGGAAGCGUCCCGAGGGCCUUUCUGCUGCCGUCGCUGCUGUCUGGGCGGAUGUCCCCGGCACUGAGAACCUCGCCAAGGUUCUUGAGGAGGAGGCUCACACCAACCCUCUCAGCGCCUACAUCCACCGUGUUACCCGCCACAUUGACGACCUCCGGUACCUUCCUGAUUACCUCUUUUCUCUUCCCGAGCGCUUCAUCUCCAGCGUCUCUGGUGGCGAGACCGUCAGCAAGAAGGAGGGUCUGCACCGAGACACUUUCGGAUUCAACAAGCUUAUUGUUCUUGCAACUCGCCGCGGUCGCAUGUACGGCUUGAGCACUGAGCACAAGGGCCAGGUUGUCUGGUCCAAGUCUGUCCUCCCCCAGUCUCCUGGUGAAACACUCGAGGUCAAGGGCAUGUAUGCCAAGGACGAGGGUGUUGUCACUCUGCGUGGCGCCAAGGGCGAGUACGUCGCUAUCAAGAGUGACACUGGCGAUGUUGUCGAAGUUAUGCCCGCAGGAUCUCUUCCUCGUGUCGCCAGUACCGUUGUUGUCGACAGCCCUGCAGGCAAGUGGCUGCUUCCUGUCGGCCACAACGGCGAAGUCGGACCCGUCCCCGCUGGUUUUACUCCUGCCGAGACUAUUGUUGUCCGAGGCGAAGGCGAGACCCUCAAGGGUCUCAAGUUUGUUGAAGCUAACAACAAGGUUACCGAGGAGGAAGUUUGGCAGUUGCAGCUCUUCCGUGGUCAGAAGAUCGUCGAGAUUGCUAAACGUGAUUCUCACGAUCCCAUCGCUUCUAUUGGCCGCGUUCUGGCUGAUCGUCGCGUCAGCUACAAGUACCUCAACCCCAACACUAUUGUGGUCGCUGCGAUGGAUGAGGCUUCGUCUUCUCUGUCUGUUCAGCUGGUUGACACCAUCUCGGGCCAAGUUCUGGCCGCCCAAUCUUACGCUGGUGUCGACUCUACCAAGCCCAUCUCAUGCACCAUGGCUGAGAACUGGUAUGCAUGCACUUUCUUUGGACGAUACACCCUUGAGGAUGGCUCCAAGCGAUCUAUCCAAGGCUACCAGAUUGUCAUCAACGACCUCUACGAGUCUUCCUCGCCCAACGACCGUGGCCCUCUGGGCGAUGCCGAGACAUUCUCUCCUCUCAAGCCUGUUGACUCCCCCGAUGGACCUGGUCUGCCUUGGGUCGAGUCCCAAGCUUACGUCGUGUCUCAGCCACUCGACCAUCUCUCAGUGACACAAACUCGACAAGGUAUUGCCAACCGUUAUGUUCUCGCCUACCUCCCUGAAGCCCACUCCAUCGCCGGUCUGGGCCGCCAGAUCCUCGACGCCCGACGACCCGUUGGUCGUGACUCUACCCCAGCUGAGAAGGAAGCCGAAGGCCUUGUCCAGUACUCCCCCAGUAUUGAGAUCGACCCUCGAUCUGUCAUUUCUCAUCAGCGAAACGUCUUGGGUGUCAAGAACAUUCUCGCCACACCUGUUAUCGUCGAGAGCACAACUUGGAUUGUUGCCUACGGCGUGGACGUCUUUGGAACAAGAUUGGCUCCUAGCGGCAUGUUCGAUAUUCUCGGAGAUGGGUUUAACAAGCCUACUCUCAUCCUGACUGUUGUGUCGCUGCUGGGCGGCGUGCUAUUCCUGUCACCCAUGGUGAGGAGAAAACAAAUCAACAGAGGCUGGGAGAGUUAG